AUGAAGGAGAAGCAGAUUUUGAUUGAUAGAGAUAUCUACAGGGUUUUGAUUGAAGGGUUUGUAAGGGAUGGUAAGGUUGAUAAAGCUUAUAAGCUCUUCCAGAUUGCAAUGGAGGAAGAGCUUGAGCCGGAUUUUGAGACUUUAAGUCCAAUUAUGGUUGGAUUUGUGGUGAUGAAGAGGCUGAGUGAUUUCUUGAGUUUGGUAGAGCAAAUUGGGAAGUUAGGAUACCCUGUAGGAGAUUGCAUAACUGAGAUUUUCAGAUUGUUGUGUGAUGAUGAAGAGAAGAGAGCUAUGGCUUUAGAUGUUAAUGAUGUGUUAAAGAGUAACGGCCAUGGAAGUGUCUCUGUGUACAACGUUCUCAUGGAAGCUCUUUACAGGAUGGGAGAUAUUCAAAAGUCUUUGUCACUUUUCAGUGAGAUGAGGGAUUUUGGGUUUGAGCCAGAUUCAUCAUCGUACAGUAUUGCGAUUUGCUGUUUUGUUGAGAAAGGAGAAGUGGAAGAGGCUUGUUCAUGUCAUGAAAAGAUCACUGAGAUGUCGUGUGUUCCUUCUAUAGCUGCUUAUCUGUCACUUACUAAAGGACUCAGCCAAAUCGGAGAGAUUGAUGCGGUGAUGAUAUUAGUUCGUGAAUGUUUAGGCAACGUUGAGAGUGGUCCUAUGGAGUUUAAGUACGCUCUUAGGGUUUGUCAUGUAUGCAAAGGGAGUAGUAACGCAGAGAAGAUUAUAGAAGUAGUAGAUGAGAUGAAGCAAGAAGGUGUUUCUAUCGGUGAAGUUACAUAUUCUGCGAUUCUCUUUGCAGAGCUGAAGAAGCGCAAAGUUAUGACGGAAGCUGAAAUGGUAAUGUAUGAUGAGAUGUUAGUUGAGGAGACAAAGAAGAAGACUGCUGAUUUGGUGGUUUCAGGGAUCAAGUUUUUCGGUCUCGAGUCGAAACUAAGAGAAAGAGGUUGCAAACUACUCUGA
This is a messenger RNA of Microthlaspi erraticum, 957 nucleotides long. The record is from the annotation of a GenBank genome assembly. Lineage: Eukaryota; Viridiplantae; Streptophyta; Magnoliopsida; Brassicales; Brassicaceae.